GGUGGAUCUUUAAAGGUAAUCGUAGGCUCUCUUCGGACUCCUUUGAUGCGUGGGGAUAACUGGAGCUACCAGUUAAGUGAAGUGUAUCGGCAUCGGUACGAAGUAGUACACUGUUUCUUUCCGGAGUGUGUGGAUCGGAGGUGUUCAGAGGACUGCCGCGGAAAACAAGCCACACGGAGCAGAGAAACAUAUCCUUCGAAGACUACGCACGGAGGCAACUACUCUCGAGCGAUUCGUCGAUCGACACAUUAUAAAUAUGAAAGUUUAUCUGGUGACUGUGGUUGUAUGCAUGACGACCAUGACAGCGACAUUGGAAUCCGACUCUCAUGGAAAUAGGAGCAACGAAAAGGCACUUCCGGAACAACGACAGAAAUACGAACAAAACAGAACUCGAACGAAACAAGAGACGAAAAACGUUCAAGAUCGUCAGUCGUCUGUUGGAAUCUUCCAACAAGAAAUCUUCAAAUAUUCCGAGACCAACGCUCCCAGCCAACCAGAGGACGAAAUUUCGAAACUCGUUAACGAUAACGAAAAUAAUUAUAAAACAAAUGAAACCUACAGGGAUUUCCAACCCCGGCUUUCCAAGCAAAUAGUCCAGCCGUACCUCGUGCCCUCGGAAACCAAACAAACUCAAGAAAACACCAUAAACGGGUCUACAAAUAGCGUUCCAAGGUCAUCCAGAACUCCCGAAGGCACUGAAAACUUGACCAGUACCGUUAUCACGGUGGAAAAAGUUCCUUUUCAACAAAUAGCUCUGAAAUAUUCACCUGCCCAACAAAAUAACUUCAAUUUGAGCCAACUUUUCUCUGAAGAGCUAGUGGAUUUCGGUCAACGACUUCGUUCUCCUAUCCCAAAGCCCAGAACUAGGUCCACGCCUAGGAAAACAACCACCAGACCCUCAAUUCUCAACAACAUUAGCCCAGAAACUCCGAAAAAUUCAUCUUCUUUUCAACAAGACUUGCAAAAGGCUUGGAGACUCAAAGAAAACCAAGACAAUGCCAGUCCUACGAUCGUCCCAGCUACUUCUGCGGACACUGUUUCGUCUACCACAGUCCCCGCCUUGUCCCUAGGUAAAUUCUCAGGCCCGAUAGUGGUCCCAGAUUUGCCUCGACAGGGUUUAACAUCGAAACCUAGCUUCUUAACGGCGUCCCAGGUCGUGUUGCGCCCUCUACAGGUCGGCGUGGCGCUGAUGAACGCCGGGGAAGACCUCAACUCCGUCCAGGACUCGCCAGAGGCAACUUUACCAGAGGAAGAAGUUCGAUCAGAUCUCCAAAACGACCAGUCCUCGCUGCACACCGAGUCCCUGGCACUGAAAUCUGGUCAACAGUCGGUGGAGAUACAAAAGUCGGUGGAGAUAUUUCAUACGGCGCCCGUGCACGAAAUCCACUAUCCGCUGGAGUUCGUACCCCCGCCCAGAAAGCCACAAGACAAGAAACUGAACCAACCGACCAACGAGAAUCUUCCUGUAAAUGUUCAAGAAAACGAAAAUGAGAACGAGGUAGCUUUUCUGGACCUUGCAGAGGGUCGCCAGGUCUCCAAGUACUCCAGGGAGCCGCCCAGGGUCCUGGAGGAGGUCAGGCUAGUCCCCCAGGUCAUAGAGAAGCAGAUAACCAUACCACAUCCGUUUCCAGUGCACGUGGACCGCGUGGUAGAAAAGCAAAUUCGAAUUCCAUACCCUGUUCACGUGGAGAAGAAAAUGCCCUUUGCUGUCCAGAGGUUCAUACUUCCAUUCCCCGUCCAUUUUCGAAUCCCUCCUUCGCUGGAAAAGCCUCAUCUUCUGGAAAAUGGCAAGUUGUUCAAGUCUAUUGGGAUUCCUGUCUACAAUGAUGCCAAUUUACAGCAAAUUUUCAGACACCAAAGCUUUCAGACGAUGCCUGGACCAUCGUACGGAUCCCUGAUGGACGACCAGGGCUCUUUUAACUCCACACAGUACUAUGGACUGGGCUACGCUGGAGUUUCUAGGCAACCAUUGUUGUUGCACUCGAUGCCGAACAAGUUCGGGACCCAAUACUCCCAGCUCCUUUAUUCCCCGGUGAUUGGCCAUUCUGCUGCCUAUGGAAGGCCAACGCCGGAAAAGGAGAGCGUUACUGGCCCACGAAAAAUGGUUCAAGCCUCGCCGGCGAUUCAAUCCAAGUCCUUGCAAUAUGCGUCCGAUGGUCAGAUGAGAAGAACCAGGCAGGAAACUGGUGCCAACGCUGGAACCUUUAGGCAAUCAAAAAUGGAGUACGGAUUCAAACCACCUAUGGUUCCUUCGGUACAGUACGACGAACAAACUGCCACCAAAGUAGAGUAGCGCAGAGUUGUAACAUGGUUUCGGUCCAAUUUUAUGGAAUAAAAGUUCCACGCAUCUUCAUCUUUAGAAGCUACUCUAAAGAGAUCAGUACCGCGGAUGGCAAGUGUUCUUCGUCUUGGAGAUCUGUUGCGCAGGUGCAAAGAAACCA
Colletes gigas is the source of this 2441-nucleotide messenger RNA. RefSeq lists its product as uncharacterized. Lineage: Eukaryota; Metazoa; Arthropoda; Insecta; Hymenoptera; Colletidae. The record is from RefSeq and is a predicted model, not a curated record. The transcript is spliced from 4 exons. The coding region runs from base 257 to 2293 and encodes 678 amino acids.